GAAUAUGCGCAUUAGAAUUCUUUAUGACAACAAAAUGCCGUCGGCUUCAGAUGCAUCGUCAGCUUCUGUACAAACUGAAAAACCUCACCACUAUACGUAUUUGAAAGAAUUUCGCACUCAGCAGUGUGAACUCUUCCUUCAACACAAAUGUCAACAACAUAGGCCAUUCACUUGCUUUCAUUGGCAUUUCCUAAAUCAAAGAAGACGACGACCUGUUAGAAAACGAGACGGUACAUUUUCAUACAGUCCGGACAUUUACUGUUCGAAAUAUGAUGAAACGACAGGGAUUUGUCCUGAUGGAGAUGACUGCCCAUUUUUACAUAGAACAGCUGGUGAUACAGAAAGAAGAUAUCAUUUAAGAUACUAUAAGACUGGUACUUGUGUUUAUGAGACUGACACCAAAGGUAACUGUACAAAAAAUGGUCCCCACUGUGCCUUUGCACACGGAGCUCAUGAUAUGCGCCCACCAGUGUACGAUUCCACUGAGAUGCAGCCCUCAAUGGAUAUAAUAGACAAGUCCUCUACAUCUCCCAGUACAUUAGAAAAAGACAAGGUUCUUGCAGAAGAUCCAAGAUGGAAUGAUACUAAUUUUGUACUGGCAAAUUAUAAGACAGAACCUUGCAAGCGUCCUCCUAGACUUUGUCGCCAGGGCUAUGCAUGUCCCCAGUUUCACAAUACCAGGGAUAGGAGAAGAAGCCCAAAACAAUACAAAUACAGAUCUACUCCUUGCCCUAAUGUAAAACAUGGUGAUGAAUGGGGUGACCCCACGCAAUGUGAAAGUGGGGACAAUUGCUCAUACUGUCACACCAGAACAGAGCAGCAGUUUCACCCUGAGAUCUACAAAUCAACCAAAUGUAAUGAUAUGGUGCAAACAAACUGCUGCCCUAGAGGUGCUUUUUGUGCGUUUGCCCAUGUUGAACAGGAAAUAUCUAUAGUGCGGGAUGUGUUAUCAAGUCUAACAAGCAAUUCAUUAGCAGCUUUUGUGACCAAUGUUUUACCUGUGUGCGAAACAUCUAACAAAAUGGAAUCCAUGUCAGGGAAAGAUGAACUCAAUGGGAAAGAGACUAAUGGAAAAGCAGAUUCAAAGCUCCCAAACCCUAUAGGAAAAGAAAGAGCUAAUAGUAUACCUUCUCAAACUAGUUUAAUAUCUAUGAGUCUGAUGGGCUGCAACAAUGGAAACAGCUACAGAAACAGCCCUCUUACUGACCCAUUUAUGAAAGUCAGGUCCUGCAGUUUUAGUUCAGACUAUAACAACUCACCACUUUACAUGAGGGCACCAGGUUUUGAGAGGGAUGAGUACCAAUUGAAAUUAAGACAACAAUUGGCUUGCAUAGAGAAGGAUACCACAAUAGAUCCUAAUGAGAAAGCCAAGCGUAAAGAAAACAUACUACUGCUACAUCAGGCAGGCUUAUAUAAUCAUAUAGGCCAUAACUUUUCCCUUAAUCAGGGAUCUACCACUAUGUCUCCCUUAGCACCAGCAUUUUAUCCUCCAGGGGAUUGUGUUGAGUCUGUCUUAGGCAAAGCUUUAGAUGAGGUACACCUAGAUGACCUAGACAUUGGUAGCCUUGAACGAGAGCUGGACAAGGAUAUAGAUGCUAAUUCUGUCAGUAGUUCAAUCAGUGCUGGUCUUUCAACGUCAGGGUGCUUCAGCAAUAAUUCCUCGAUACCAAUUGGCAUCCCAUUCAGUAGGAUUGCCCAGCGAGGAAGUAUAAGCAGCUUAUCCCAGUCUCCACCCUCUCCGUUUGGAAGUUUCCCCCAUAGCAUGCAACCCCUGCAGUUGCAGAAGCAAGACUCUAAUGAUCACUCUUCUUCCCCGUUACUGAAUUGUUAUUCUGGACUUAAAUACCAAAUGGGGUCUAAUUUAAGUGAUACCAAUUCCAUGUCACCCCGUAGUGCUGGGCCUCAGUCCCCAAUGCUCUCUGGGUCAUUUGGUACCCAUCUUCAGAAUGGGGAGGUACACAAACUGAGAGAAGAGCUAAUGAUAGCAAAGUCAAAGAUGGCAGAAUGGGAGGGAGUAUACACCCAAGCUAAGUGUGUAACACAUUUUGUUACACAGGCCUGUGAUGCAUGGAAGAAGGAAGCGGAGGAUGCCAACAAGAAGUCAAAGUUGGCGGAGGAAGAGAAGCAACAAGCUAUCAAACAGAAGGAUGAGUUUCUUGCCCAGAAUCUUCGCAUGCAGCAGAUCUUAAACUUAACUGGUGGACCUCAUAUCUAUGCCUUGUCAAGAAACAGUGAAUUGGAUAAGCUCAGCUUUCAACAACUGCAGCAACUUAGAUCACAUUUACAACAAGAUGUUGAUAUCCUUGAUAAGUUGAUGUUCCAAAAAUUUGGACGGAAAGUUUGAUAUGGGUAGGUCCUAGGAUUUAUCAACCAAUUGAAAAAAUAAGAAACAGGGGCGAUUGCAAUACAGAAGGAAGAUUUACCAC
Messenger RNA from Physella acuta, 2426 nucleotides. Its product is annotated as RING finger protein unkempt homolog. Gene Ontology annotation, molecular function: metal ion binding. The record is from RefSeq and is a predicted model, not a curated record. Lineage: Eukaryota; Metazoa; Mollusca; Gastropoda; Physidae.